This is a messenger RNA of Caenorhabditis sp. 36 PRJEB53466, 3909 nucleotides long. NCBI's taxonomy places the organism in Eukaryota, Metazoa, Nematoda, Chromadorea, Rhabditida, Rhabditidae. The record is from the annotation of a GenBank genome assembly.
AUGGAAUUUAGCGAAAAAGCUCAACGAUCUCCGCCCACUAAUUAUUGUGAGUUGGGUCUCGACACCGAAAAGAAAAGCGAACGAAAACAACGAUGCGCCUUUAAAAUUGAAAAUUUGUUCGAUACGGUAGUCGCCUGAAUAAAUCAUUGCGGUACGAAUUGCGCGGACAUAUAUUUCAAGAAAAUUAGCAUUUUUUAGGCGUCAGAAACAUUUCUGUGUUUUUCUGCUUCAGCGUAAUCGUGAAAUCAUUGAUGACCGACUGAGAAGCAUUGGAUUAAGUGGAAUUAAAUUUUGUUACAUACUACAUUUUCAAUUAAUUUCAGAUUAAUUCUCUCCUUCCUUCUGUUUCCCCGUUUGUUGCGUUUUUAUGCAAUUCCAAAGCUCAAUUAGUUGGAGGGACUAGUUUUUGCCGGCGCGGACUAGUUUUCGCCAAAACUCGGACAUCAUCUGCUGCCAAUUUCAGACUGUUUCUCAGCGAUUUUAACAGAAAAUGUCGCUGGAAAUUGUUCAACGAAACUUGCUGGGUAUUCUGGAGGCCAUUGCCGACGCGGUCACCACUUCAACCGCCACAAAAAGGUGCUUUUUAACACAAGUAUGCUAAAACUUUAAAUUUUCUGGAAUUUUCAGGUGUCGCCUAGUUGCGGUGAGCAAACAAAGCCCGCGGAGCUCAUAGAAGCUUGCUACGCACGCGGACAACGACAUUUUGGCGAAAAUUAUGUGCAAGAGGUGGGAAAAUACAUUUUUCUCAAAAUGUUCCUGUUUCAGCUCGAAGAAAAAUCGGCAAGCUUGGCGGAAAAAUGUCCGGAAAUCAGGUGGCAUUUCAUUGGGCAAGUACAAUCGAAUAAAGUAAUUAUUACAAUGUUUUUCGAGCUAAAUGAAUUUUUUUUUGAAUUUCAGAUCGCAAAAAUCUGUAACUCGCCCGGAUUAUGGUGUGUAGAAACGGUGGAGACGGAGAAACAUGCUCAGCUUUUUAACAAAGUACAAAAUUCGAAAUUGUUGCGAAAGGGGGGCGUGGCCUCGCUGAGACUCGUUUUCAGCACUUUUUGGCUCAUUUUCAGAAUUUGUGUCAUUUUUGACGAAAAACACGGAAAAUGGGGUAAAGCUUUGAAUUUUGCGCCAAAAUUAUGAUAAGCUGUGCACGCUUGUACAAAGACUAUUUAUUUUUCUGCAGGAAUGGUCAAAACGUGGCUCGAGUCUGCUGCAAGUGUUCGUCCAGGUGAACACUUCGAACGAGGAGAAUAAAGGUGGAAUUGCGGUCGACGAGGCGCCCAAAUUGGCCGAAUUUAUUCGAGAAAAAUGCGAAAAUUUGAAGUUCGCCGGAUUUAUGACCAUCGGCUCUUUCGGUCACAGGUGAACACUGCUGUUUCGGAUAUCUCGUGUAAAUAACAAUUGCUUUUAUGUUUUUCCGUGUCGAAUCAGUCAUUUUUAACGUUACUCUAGGGCUGGGCAAUUGGCCAGCCCUUGUCCUGGACUUUUGAGCCAUUUGCGAUAGUCCUAUCGGACCCAAACUUUGCAGGCUUAUUGGACUUGGGUUGAAGUAUAUUGGGACCAAGUUACAGCCCGAUCGGAUUAUUUACGGUCGAGUUAUUGUGCUUGAGGCCGAGAAGCCCGGACCGGAUGAUCCAAUCGGGUUGAAACUCGCACCCAAUAUACUUCAAUCCAAGUCCAACAAGCCUGUAAAGUUCGGGUCCUAUCGGAAUAUCGCAAAAGGGUCAAAAGUCCAGGACAAGCGCCGGUCAAUUGCCCAGCCCUGCGUCACUCACAAUCUUUUAAAUGUCUGAUGCUUGAAAAUCGAAAAACAUUACUAUUUCAGUCAUACAACCGGACCAAACCCAGAUUUCGAUCGCCUUUUCCAAGCACGAGAACAAUGGGCGGAACUUGCAGGUUUGUGACUCAUUUUUUUAUCGAAGUCCUUGGCCAAAAUUCGAUUAAAAACGGCAUUGUUUGCAGGAGAGCCAUCAGAAUCGGUGGAAUUAUCGAUGGGAAUGUCGGACGACUUCGUGCAGGCCAUUCAGCAGGGAUCCACGUCGGUCCGCGUCGGCAGCAAACUGUUCGGAGCCAGGGAAUACAAACAAUGAAUAAUUUGUCGAUUUUUUACAUAAUCUUUGCCAUAAGAGUUUUUCUGUAUUUUUUAUCGACCUUUUCAGUAUUUUUGCUGUAGAAUACCUGUUGAUUGAAAUUUGAAUGUCGGAAUCGUAUAUUCAGAUGGAAGAAUUCCGCGCGAAUAUUCUGAAAGAAGUGCGCGAUUUGAUGCAGAAAGAGAAACAAUAUGUAGGUUUUUUGGAACGAUUGUAAUUUUUCUAGAAAAAAAAAUGAUUCAGGAAGAAGCGUCGAAGAUGUGGAACGGAAACGAGACGAAAGGAUUCGAAUUGCCGUUCGCCGGCACCAAAAACGGCGUUCCCGUGAAUUCGGGCGUCGUCGGACAGGUCCUCAUCAGCCGGGACGGCGGAUUCGAGGCCAUCAUCACCACUUACGUCGUCAAAAGUACGGGAACUUUAGGAUUUUCUGGAAGCCCCCAUUUUUUCCAUCUUGUUCAUUUUUCUGGCUCGUAACCAUCAAGCUCCGCCCACUCUCGAAUUCAAUACAUUUUGCUCGGAAUCGGACGGAAAAUCGCUUGGCGAUUACGGUUGACAACGGUAGUCCGCAAACACCACGUCGCAAGAGAAAUAGCGCAAUGAUUUAUUCGUUUUUCAAAAAAGUGCAUGCAAAAUUCCUUUCUUACCUUCAAAAAGAAAGCUGUUUUCUCAAACAUUUUGAAAUUCGGAUGAAUUCCCAAUUUCUUAAAGUCCCUUUGUUCCCAAUUUUUUCCAAGCUGAAACUUGCGCAGCCCUAGUCUCAACCGGUUGAUUGCAGACGACCUUCGUUCGAUUGUGUCGAGCUUCUCGGUCCUUCCGACCUCCUCGCUCCCACUCGCCCUCUCGGCCGGUCUCUCUUCGCUUCUCGUCUCGGUCACUUCCACUCUCACUCUCAAUCACAUUCUCAUGCUCUCCGAGCUCCGCGAUCGCAUUGUGGCUCCGUUGAAGACGUCGGACGUGGCACGACUCUCACAGGCAUCCAAGUGCAUCCGAAGCACCGUCACCACCGGAGACGUCGACAGAACGUUCUGGAAGAAACACCUCAGAAAGUAAAGUUACCUGACAUUGGUCCGUAUCAGCUCCAAAAUAGCAGAUUUUUACAAUAUUUCCUCAAGUUUUAUCGAUUGUUUCCGAUGUUUUCUCGAGGUUCACACGGUUAAAAAUGUUGUUCGAUGGUCAAUUUGGUUUCUUUCCAUUGGUCACGAACAAGAAAGAAAUGGACAAUCGGAAAACGUUUUUGACGGUGUUAAGAAAAUUAGAUUUGUCUCGAAAAUUGUAAGAAUCUGUGCUUUCGAGGUUGAUACAGACCAAAGAGUAGGCACAUUUAUAAAUUUUCUCCUCUUCUAGAGAGUUCGGAGCGGAAAAGGUGCAAGAAACGGUGGCGAAAGGACGCACAUUCCACGGCGUUUAUUGCGAGACGAAAAAAGCGAACAUUCGCAUUGCCCAAGGUCUGAAAAGCGGGAAAAUUCCAGAAAAACGCAUGUUUCACUUAUUUGCAGACCGUGCCGCCCAUCACAAUCCGCUGCUCAUCGGCGUCUACGAUCCACUGCGUGCGGAUCCGCUCCGUGUUCCCGACCGGGGACCUUUGCGUCCAGCCUUCAAUCCACCGGAUCCGGAUGCCGGCAUCUACAUUCCAUUCGGUCCGGAUCCGCCGUUCAUGGGCGGUCUCCGCCAGCCGCGCGGUCCCGACUUCCCCGACAUGUUCGCCGGCCAGAACCAUCCGGACUUGAAUCCGACGGGAAUGUGGCCACGUGGCGGUCCCGGCAGCAACCAGGGACGUCCGUUCAUGAGAGGACCGCCCGGUGGCGGAGGAUUCGGCGGCGGAUUUAUUUGA